ACCCGUGCACUCGGAUGAAGCAUUAUUCUCCCCCCAACUGUCCGAUGAUCCAAUGCGUGACCUAGUGUGUGUAUCAUUUGAAACUCCAUGCCGACAUUGCAACCUUACCUCCAGGGUAUAAAGUUGUCCAACUGAUUUACCGACCUACAAACUGCCUUUCAAAAACCUUACAGUCAAAUUCCCGUUUACAUGCUCUUCAAGUGCAUAGCCAUCUUUACUGCAGGGAGUUAUACUACCUUGGCUCAGACAAUCGAGCUAGGAUUCCCUCAGAAUGGAGAUACUGUAACUUCUACCCCGGUCAGGUUAUUCAACCGGUUAGUACUAGGUUUUUUCUUUCUCAGUUUCAUGUGUCACUCUGAAGGAUGCUGUACUACUAGGAAUCCAUGGCAUCAGGUUGGCAUUGCCUUAGCGAUCGAUAGUUGCGUGAACGGCUUGUGCCCCGACCCUGCAGACGGGUCGGAAUCUGUUCUCUAUGCAAACACUUGGACGCCCGAACCCACGAGCCCCCUACUGGCAACUACCAGAAAUUUACCGUCACUCUAUUGUCUUACCUCGCAGAGGGCCCUGCUAUCUCUACGCUCACGUACUUUGCCUCAUUGGGUAUGAGAUAUUUCGUGUUUAUCUCUAUUCAUAGUCUGAGGCUGAUUUUAUAGUUGAGCGGCUUUUAUCCCGAUCAUUGAAUAUCGCAACGCGACUGUGAACAUCUUAUAAAUGCUAGACACCAGAGCAACAAACAACUACGAACAGUACAGGCACCAUCUCCGACUGCCAGUGUGCCCAUCUCUUAUGGUGUAGUCCAAGCUGUCGUCUCAUAAACUCAGAGCUUCCA
Molecule: messenger RNA, 829 nt
Organism: Suillus bovinus
Lineage: Eukaryota; Fungi; Basidiomycota; Agaricomycetes; Boletales; Suillaceae
Exons: 1
Coding region: 190-606 (138 amino acids)
Source: RefSeq, a predicted model, not a curated record